UGUAAUGAAGAAGAAACUCAGUAAAAUAAUGCAUACGUGCAAACACAUGACUCAUGUCCUAAAAAAAAAGUAAGCCUAUUAGUCACUAUUCGCCUAAAUAAUGCACUUAAAAAUAUUCAGAAGGUAUUUAACAUUAAAAAGGAUGGUAUGGGUCAUCAGUUUGACCAUCCCAUAUAUAGAGGCUAUAGUCCUUGUCGCAGGUAUUGCUGGCUUGACUCCCAAACCACAACCCCUGACUACAUGUCACCACCCACGUUGUCUACUCCCCACAUUUUCUAUCUCUCUCUUAAACAGUCAAUCAUUAAAGAAAACAGUGCCUGAAAAAUAACUUCAUAAAAAUUGUAAUGGUCUUCUGGUUAUUGAUGCAAUAAUUGGUGAUUUAUUUCUCCCAUUUAAGGGCAGCAACUGAUUCCCACAAGACCAGCUUUAUCUUUCAGCAUUUGACAGGAAGCGUAAACAUGACAAAUUUUGUGUGGUCGAAGCCACUGCAAGUUGCGUCAGUUUGGUGUGAAACGGAAGGAAAAAGAAAGUCUAUUCUCAGAUUUUAAUGUAGAGUAAAAUGUAUCUCUCCUCUUUUUCUGCGGCGUUAUUAUAAAUGCGAAGUGGACGUUUGUUUCCAAAGCAAAGCAACAGAGUGAUGCCGUAAAGAUGGGACAAAGCUUUCUUCGUGUGCUGGGGUUUUUCUUGUUGAAUUCACUGCUCCAUGGAUUUGCUCAAGAUCCCACUGCCCACAUUACCCUUAAAUAUAACUGGUCUCAGAUUUUCUGGGGUGAGACAGUCACUUUCAGAUGUGAGAUCAAGGGAGGUGGAGACACUGAUUGGACGUAUGGAUGGAGAACACUCGGCUCAGACCGACGAACAGAAAAUAAUGAAUACAGUAUUAGUGAUGUUACUGAAUCUCACAACGGAGAAUACAAGUGUUUGGGCAUAAACAACCACCCUCAGAUAUAUACCGACACACAAUGGAGUGAUCCCUACAGAUUGACAGUAACACCAUACAGACCAAGGGCUGAACUGAAUGCUGACAGUAGAAUCAUUCAACCAGGGGGUGUAGUGACUCUGAACUGCAAUGUGAACCCUCCAUCACCCGGGUGGGAGUUCUUCUGGUACAGAGAAGGAAGACCAGCUGAAUUCAAGAUCACACAAGAUACCAGGUUUCCUGUCUCACAAGGAGGACUCUACAGUUGCAUAGGAGGAAGAGGAGACCCAGUUUACUACACUGAGUCCAGCAAUCAAUUCACUAUCAACAGAAUCUUAACAAACAGAGCUGUUGUGACUCAACAACCACAUUGGUCUGAGAUAUACAGCGGAGAGAGGAUCGCCCUCAGAUGUGAAAUCCAUGAUGGAGAAGUCACUGAGUGGAUGUAUGAGUGGGAAACAACCGGCUCAAAUACAUUUACUAGACACAGUGAAGAUGCUGCUGAUAGUGGUGUUGUUUCCAGGGGUGGGGGAUACAAGUGUAAAGGAAGACACAAAACUGGUUCCUAUUCCUCAACUGAAUGGAGCUCUCCAAUCACACUGACUGUAUCAGCACACAAACCAAAGGCUGAACUGAGGGCUGAUAACAGAGACAUUCCAGUAGGGGGCAGUGUGACCCUGACCUGCUCUGUGAACCCAUCAUCUGGUUGGAAAUAUCACUUUUGGUACAAAGAGGAUAUAUUUGCUCAGUCCAAGGCCCUUGAAGACAGUGGUGUUACCUCAGCAGGACAAAUACAUGUCUCAGAGGAGGGAGUCUACUGGUGCAGAGGAGAGAGAGGAGACCCAGCUUACUAUACAGAGGACAGUGAAAUGAUUAGCAUCAACAAGAAGAAUGGGAACAAGGCUCUCGUGACUCUGCACCCCAGCUGGUCUGAAAUAUACUCUGGGGAGACGAUCACUUUUAGAUGUGAAAUUGAAGGUGUAGAUGACAAUGAGUGGGGGUAUGAGUGGGAAACAACCAGCUCAAGUGCAACUAAACCUACAAAGCAAAUGGACUACAGUAUACGUUUUGAUAAUACAUCCCACAAUGGAGACUACAAGUGUAGGGGCAGAAAACAAAGUGACAAGUCUUCAACAUUGUGGAGCACUCCCAUCACACUGACAGUGUUAUUCAAACCAAAGCCUGUCCUGACUGUGUCUCCAUCAUGGCUGAGUCCUGGAGACUCAGUAACUCUGAACUGUGAAGUUAAACACCCAUCUGCAGGAUGGAGGUUCUUCUGGUAUAAAGUUGUUCCCAAACUACCAGGCAAACUCUACAGCUAUGUUCUGCUGUCUGAGAGCAGCAAUGGGACUGAACAUUAUUCACUCAUUGUUGAAGGACAGACACACACAGCAGGAUAUGUGUGCAGAGCUGGUAGAGGAGAUCCAGUGUUUUACACUGAUUACAGCGAACCAAAGUUUGCCUGGUCUGCAGAUCUUCAGUCAUCAGCAUCUCUCAGAGUGAGUCCCAACAGAGUGCAACACUUCACCUCUGAUUCUGUCUCUCUGAACUGUGAGGGAAACUCUACCCAGUGGAGAGUGAUGAGGAUUCAGAAGGGAGGUACUCUUGCAGAAUGCUCUGCAUGGUGGAUAAAGACUGAGUCCUCGUGCACCAUCCCCACCUAUAGCUCGAGUAACGACCCGUUCUGGUGUGAGUCUGAAUCAGGAGAGUUCAGCAAUGCAGUCAACGUCACCAAACAGAAUUUGUAUAUUAUCCUGGAGAGCCCUGUACAUCCUGUGACUGCAGGAAGUUCAGUUAGUUUAAGCUGCAAACUGAAAUACAGAGCUAUGGUGUCCCCUGUGUUUUUCUAUCACAAUGACAAACUCAUUCAGAAUGAUAUCAAAACAGAGCUAAUUAUCUCUGCCGUGUCAAAGUCAGAUGAAGGCUUCUAUAGGUGUCGGUGCUCAGGAGAAGAGUCAGAACAGAGUUGGAUGUCAGUCAGAGCAGUGUCCAGGUCAUGGAGUUCAUUUCCUAUAAUUCUCGUAAUUAUUGGACUGAUUUGCAGGGUUAUAAUUAUGAUUAAUCCUCCAUUGUAUUGCAACAAACAGUUUAAGGAUUCACGUUUCUGCAGGAAAGACCAGUCUGUGAGCACAAACCAGGACUUUUCCACAAGUCAUGUAGUCGACCAAAGUGACGCUCAACAUGAACAAUACAGUACUCUCCUCCAUGGUGAUGCUUCCGUCUACCACUCAAUCAAAGGCCCAGCGGACUAUGAAAAUGACCAGUCUGGGAGCACUAACCAAGGCUGUUCCACAAGUCGUGUUGUUGUCCACAGUGACGCUCAAAAUGAUCAAUACAGUACCCUCCUUCAUGGUGAUGCUUCUGUCUAUGAAACAAUCAAAGGUUCUGCAGACUAAACCAAUGCUCUGUGAAGAGGCUGAGAUGACAACAGAAACAAUGUCAACAGAACUUUUUUAUGAGUAUAUCCAACUCUGCUUUUUAUACCAGAAAUGUUCAGGGCUUUGUACAGAUGAUGUGUUUGCAAUUUAUCUGGUUCAUUUAUUAUGAUACAUUUUUUUAUUUAAUUUUAAAGUACUAUGGGAUUGUUAUGUUUAUAAUUAUUAUCACUCUUAUUAUGUGGUCUUACAUUUUUUUUUCAGUUUUAGCUUUGGUUCUGUAUAGUUACAAUAUAAAGCACCCUGUUGAUAGUGUCUUCAAUGUGUUCAUUAUUUUCAGUGUUAGUUUCAAAAGAUCUAGAAAACUUCACUUCUGUAUCUGUAUUGAUCUGUUUUAAAUCAAAAUUACCUUUCAUAUAGCGACAUAGAAGCUGUAUUCAUUUCUGCU
Molecule: messenger RNA, 3742 nt
Organism: Notolabrus celidotus (New Zealand spotty)
Lineage: Eukaryota; Metazoa; Chordata; Actinopteri; Labriformes; Labridae
Product: obscurin-like
Exons: 17
Coding region: 649-3315 (888 amino acids)
Biological process (GO): cell surface receptor signaling pathway
Molecular function (GO): transmembrane signaling receptor activity
Source: RefSeq, a predicted model, not a curated record